Trichomycterus rosablanca is the source of this 2638-nucleotide messenger RNA. It is a transcript of the gene glra1, whose product is annotated as glycine receptor, alpha 1. NCBI's taxonomy places the organism in Eukaryota, Metazoa, Chordata, Actinopteri, Siluriformes, Trichomycteridae. Gene Ontology annotation, molecular function: transmitter-gated monoatomic ion channel activity involved in regulation of postsynaptic membrane potential; glycine binding; extracellularly glycine-gated chloride channel activity. Bases 612 to 1952 code for a protein of 446 amino acids. The record is from RefSeq and is a predicted model, not a curated record. Gene Ontology annotation, cellular component: neuron projection; plasma membrane; postsynaptic membrane. Gene Ontology annotation, biological process: neuropeptide signaling pathway; nervous system process; chloride transmembrane transport. The transcript has 9 exons.
CCCUCUGAGUAUCGCUUCUCCAGCUCGCUCUACUGUAGUUCUGUUUCUUACUAAAGACUGGAUUCUACACAGAUUAAACAUGGAGCCGGGGAGGAGUGAAAGCGCGUGGUGAGUGGAGCGGACAAUGGAAGAAGUGGCCUCCUGCAGCAGUAAAGCUUCGCCCUUGGGAAACAAGUGCGCAAGAGAGAAGAGUAGCAGUGCGAGCGCGGUGGUGCGCACCGGCCCGGUUCCUGCGAGCGCGCGCUACACACCGGCUCGCGCGUCGGCGGAUGCGUGAAUACAAACCCUCGUGUGUGCAUGCAGUUCUUUCUUAUAACCUGUCUCGAAUCGGCGAUCUGAUUGAUGAGUUGGAGAGUUUGAUCUGUCUGGAACCGGACACUGAAGCACGUGUGGAACACGCAGAAAUUCAGCACGCGACAAUAGCUGGCGGUGUUAUGGAUCGCGCGGAGUGAACCAUAGUUUACCAAUCCACACGCGGAGAACUAAUUCCAUCAGCUCUAGGGUAUUGAAAUAAACUACACUGGUUUACAUUCGGAUCUGGUAACCAGAUUACAUACCAUACCAAUCGAUCAAAUCGGAUUCGGUUAAGGAAAGAUCUAACAGCUGGCAGCAUGUGCAAAUUAAGCGCACUCGGGAUUUACCUAUGGGAAACACUACUGUUUUUCAGCUUGGCAGCAUCCCAGCAAGCAGCAGCGCGGAAAGCUGCCUCCCCCAUGCCCCCUUCAGAAUUCCUGGACAAACUAAUGGGCAAAGUGUCUGGGUACGAUGCAAGAAUCAGACCUAAUUUUAAAGGUCCACCUGUGAACGUCACUUGCAAUAUAUUCAUUAACAGUUUUGGAUCCAUUGCUGAAACAACAAUGGACUACAGGGUGAACAUUUUCCUGAGACAGCAGUGGAAUGACCCCAGGCUGGCCUACAGCGAAUAUCCGGAUGACUCUCUCGAUCUCGACCCCUCUAUGUUGGACUCCAUUUGGAAACCGGAUUUGUUCUUUGCUAAUGAAAAAGGAGCGAAUUUCCACGAGGUCACAACCGACAACAAGCUGCUGAGAAUCUCUAAAAAUGGAAAUGUCUUAUAUAGCAUAAGGAUAACGCUGAUUCUGGCCUGUCCUAUGGACCUGAAGAAUUUCCCCAUGGACGUGCAGACCUGUAUAAUGCAGCUGGAGAGCUUCGGCUACACGAUGAAUGAUCUGAUAUUUGAGUGGGAUGAGAAAGGUGCCGUGCAGGUGGCUGAUGGACUGACAUUACCACAGUUUAUCCUGAAGGAGGAGAAAGAUCUUCGCUACUGCACCAAGCACUACAACACAGGAAAGUUCACCUGCAUCGAGGCUCGAUUCCAUCUGGAGAGACAGAUGGGCUACUACCUGAUUCAGAUGUACAUCCCCAGUCUGCUGAUCGUCAUUCUGUCCUGGGUUUCCUUCUGGAUCAACAUGGAUGCAGCUCCUGCUCGUGUGGGGCUGGGCAUCACCACUGUGCUCACCAUGACUACCCAGAGCUCCGGUUCCAGAGCCUCUCUGCCAAAGGUCUCUUAUGUUAAGGCCAUUGAUAUCUGGAUGGCUGUGUGUCUGCUGUUCGUCUUCUCGGCUCUGCUGGAGUACGCUGCCGUUAACUUCAUCGCUCGCCAACACAAAGAGCUCUUGCGCUUCCAGAGGAGGAGACGACACCUGAAGGAGGAAGACACCGGUGACGGGCGCUUCAGUUUCGCCGCCUACGGCAUGGGUCCUGCGUGCCUGCAGGCCAAAGACGGCAUGGCCAUCAAGGGCAACAACAAUGCGCCGGCCUCCAGCAUGCCACCCGAGAAGACCGUGGAGGAAAUGCGCAAGCUCUUCAUCAGCCGUGCCAAACGCAUCGACACAGUGUCGCGGGUUGCCUUUCCACUCGUCUUCCUCAUUUUUAACAUUUUCUACUGGAUAAUUUACAAGAUCAUCCGCAGCGAGGAUAUCCACAAGCAGUAAAUAUACAGAGAAAGGGAUGAAACCCCAGCUGUAAAAAAAAAAACCUGCCGCUGUCGCUUUUCCCAUCUCUCUUUUCCUGUGCCAAGCUCUCUCCUCAGCACUCACCUGCUUUCAACGGCGAGUCUCGAGGUUUUUCUUGUUCUUAAUAAUGUUUUCUUUCUUCUGUCCUUUCUGCCCUGUGUAUCUGAAUAAUCUGGACCUGUGCAAUAGCAAUGCAGUAAAAUGCAUGAAAAAUGAAUGUGGCAAUAUAUUUACUAUAAAAUUCAGAAAAGUCAGAAUAAAAAUACGUAUAAUUAUCAAGAUAAAUAUUAGACUUUGAAGAAAUCUGGAACUUAAAUUAGGCUUUUUUUGCAAUUUGAAGACAUACUGCAUUACCGGAAUAAUACAGAAAUACAUGCAGCAGUGUGAUAUAUAUAUAUAUAUAUAUAUAUAAAUAUAUAAAACAGAACUGAAUUUUCUUCACAAGAGGCUUAUGGAAAGGCUUUAAAGAUGUAAAGAUGGUGAUGCUGAUCGGUGCUUCCAUGAAUAAUAAUGCAAGAGCCACUGGAAUAUAUGUAUAUCUGUAUCUACAUUUCAAUUUGCUUUAGUAUAUGUAUCGCAGACACUUGUCUAAAAGGAUACCACAACGAUGAAUUCCUAUUACCAUAAAAGCUUGCGAGUGCCGUAAAAAUAUAUUGUUUAUACCA